Choloepus didactylus (southern two-toed sloth) is the source of this 1937-nucleotide messenger RNA. RefSeq names its product serine/threonine kinase 35 (gene STK35). The transcript is spliced from 4 exons. Gene Ontology annotation, cellular component: autophagosome; cytoplasm. Gene Ontology annotation, biological process: positive regulation of autophagy; peptidyl-serine phosphorylation; axon extension. The record is from RefSeq and is a predicted model, not a curated record. Lineage: Eukaryota; Metazoa; Chordata; Mammalia; Pilosa; Megalonychidae. Bases 133 to 1752 code for a protein of 539 amino acids. Gene Ontology annotation, molecular function: protein serine/threonine kinase activity; ATP binding.
UGGUUAGGUGUCCUUGAGUGUUCUCGCCCGUGAUUGGGCCCCGGCGCAGAGUUCCCGGUGCGUUGGGCUGCGGCUGCUCCGUCGAUCUCCGCGGGACCCCGGCGGUUCUGCGCUCGGCCGGCCUCCCGGGGGAUGGGCCACCAGGAGUCCCCGCUGGCCCGAGCGCCGACGGGAGGUGCGGCUAAUAUAAAAGGGUUAUGUAAAGGGCUCAGCCAGCGCCAACACGUGGAGAGCCGCGGGAGCCUGGGCGUCCGGUCUUCCUCUAAGAGCGCGGCUGCUACCACCGGUGCAGCAGCAGAAUUCAUCGCAGGCCAGGCCCUGGCCACCGCCUCUCGCUCAGCUAAGUCCCGGAGGCAGCCGCGGUCCGGAGUGGACCAUCCCCAACCGGCGACUUCAGGGGGGAAACGGGCUGCCAGGAAAUGGAGGAGCGUCGGCCAGAGCGCAAUCCAAGGUCACCCUCUUCCGCGUCCCGGGGCCGGACGGAGGGAUGAGGCAGGGGGGUCUCGGGCAGCGCCGUUGCUGCUCCCCCCGCCGUCCGCAGCCAUGGAAACGGGGGAGGAGGACGGCGCCCGCAGAGGUACACAAAGCCCCGAGCGGAAAAGGCGAAGCCCAGUGCCGCGGGCGCCCAGCGCGAAGCUGAGGCCGGCGGCGGCGGCCCAGGCCAUGGAUCCUUUGGCGGCGCAGGGCCCGGGCGAGGCCUACCUGGCGCGGCGGCGGCCAGAGGGCGGCGGCGGGUCGGCGCGGCCGCGCUACAGUCUGUUGGCCGAGAUCGGGCGCGGCAGCUACGGCGUGGUUUACGAGGCGGUGGCCGGGCGCAGUGGGGCCCGAGUGGCGGUCAAGAAGAUCCGCUGCGACGCCCCCGAGAACGUGGAGCUCGCGCUGGCGGAAUUCUGGGCCUUGACCAGCCUCAAGCGGCGCCACCAAAACGUCGUGCAGUUUGAGGAGUGUGUCCUGCAGCGUAACGGGCUAGCCCAGCGCAUGAGCCACGGCAAUAAGAGUUCGCAGCUUUACCUGCGCCUGGUGGAAACCUCACUCAAAGGAGAAAGGAUCCUGGGUUAUGCUGAGGAGCCCUGCUAUCUCUGGUUUGUCAUGGAGUUCUGUGAAGGUGGAGACCUGAAUCAGUACGUUCUGUCCCGGAGGCCGGACCCAGCCACAAAUAAAAGCUUCAUGCUACAGCUCACAAGCGCCAUUGCCUUCCUGCACAAAAACCACAUUGUGCACAGGGACCUAAAGCCAGACAACAUCCUCAUCACUGAGCGGUCUGGCACCCCCAUCCUCAAGGUGGCAGACUUUGGACUAAGCAAGGUCUGUGCUGGUCUGGCUCCCCGAGGCAAAGAAGGCAAUCAAGACAACAAAAAUGUGAAUGUGAAUAAGUACUGGCUGUCCUCAGCCUGCGGCUCAGACUUCUACAUGGCCCCUGAAGUCUGGGAGGGACACUACACAGCCAAGGCUGACAUCUUUGCCCUGGGCAUUAUCAUCUGGGCAAUGAUAGAAAGAAUCACUUUCAUUGACUCUGAAACCAAGAAGGAGCUCCUGGGGACCUAUAUCAAACAGGGGACCGAGAUCGUCCCUGUUGGUGAGGCACUGCUAGAAAACCCAAAGAUGGAGUUGCACAUCCCUCAGAAACGCAGGACUUCCAUGUCAGAGGGGAUUAAGCAGCUCUUGAAAGAUAUGUUAGCUGCUAACCCACAGGACCGGCCUGAUGCCUUUGAACUUGAAACCAGAAUGGACCAGGUCACAUGUGCUGCUUAAAAUUCAGGGCAAAGCAUCUUGGGUGUUUUUAAACUAGGUUGAUCCUUCGGGACCCACAGGCUCAUCAUGUCUCGCACAGAGGAUGACAAGAGGGUACAAGUGGUGGCUUGGCUGGUUGACAUUCUCCCGACAGCUGGAUCUCCGGCAAUGUGAAGCUUUUGUUUGGGUUUUGUCCUUUUAUUUUG